CUGAAAGUCAAAACAUCAUGAAAUGAAAAGAAGUGAGUUUUAGAUAAUAUUCGACUAUUAAGGUCUCUGAAAUGGUUUCGCAGGUGGGACAUUUUACUGUGUUGCGAUAAAAUAAAGAGCACUUGGUGUACGGUUGAGGAUGUUGUCAACUUUGGUAGUAGCAAUUCCCAUUGUGGUGACCUUGGCAGCUGCCAUCUUCUUAAUUCACCGCAGUUGGCAGCACCGUCCACAGCCUGACUCAGGAUAUCAACCAGGUCAUCACCCUGAUGACUACCCUGAUGACUACCCUGAUGACUACCCUGAUGACAACCCUGGUGACAGCCCUGAUCACAACCCUGAUGACUACCCUGAUGACAACCCUGGUGACAGCCCUGAUCACAACCCUGAUGACUACCCUGAUGACUACCCUGAUGACAACCCUGGUGACAGCCCUGAUCACAACCCUGAUGACUACCCUGAUAACAGCACUGAUGACAACAAGACUUGCCGAGCUCGUCAUCGCCGUCGAUGACACGGAUUGUGAAAGUCAAUAUGCAAACAUGUCUGACGCCUAGUGUGGAAGGGGCCCAGACAUCAGCAAUGAGUGCACUGUUUGUUUCGCAAAUGAGGGCAAUGUAAAGUUAUAUCCCUUCUCACACACCAAUGUGUGUAUAGACUGUGUGAACAAGAUCAUCACUGACGUGGACCGGAGCUGCAGGAG
Molecule: messenger RNA, 700 nt
Organism: Haliotis rubra (blacklip abalone)
Lineage: Eukaryota; Metazoa; Mollusca; Gastropoda; Lepetellida; Haliotidae
Product: acidic repeat-containing protein-like
Exons: 3
Coding region: 140-511 (123 amino acids)
Source: RefSeq, a predicted model, not a curated record